Molecule: messenger RNA, 1712 nt
Organism: Toxotes jaculatrix (banded archerfish)
Lineage: Eukaryota; Metazoa; Chordata; Actinopteri; Toxotidae
Exons: 4
Coding region: 45-782 (245 amino acids)
Molecular function (GO): DNA binding
Source: RefSeq, a predicted model, not a curated record
GAAGAAGAAGAAGAAGGUGAAGGGGGGGGAAAAAGAAAAAGAAGAUGGACAGUGGUCAUAAAGCACAAGUGCAUGUAUCCAUCCAGAAGGGACUGUCCUUUCCUCCUCUUCAAAAGUGCAACAAUUGCUGCUCUCCGGGCAAAUUUCACUGUCCAUUUUGUUCACCCCAUUUCUUCAAACCCACCAAACGCUCCAGAGUUGGACUUCAUUUGGACAAUCAUUUGAAGAGAGCCCUUUAUGUUGGAGAAUACACAAUCCACAGAUGCAGCCUGGUUUGCAGGAAACACCCACAUUACCACUGUUUGUACUGCACAUCCACGUUGAUUAGGAGAAGAGAUUUCAUCAAUCAUCUACCAUCGUGCCGCCAGGUGCUGCAGCAGAGAUUACAAAAGCUGUCCCAAAUACAGCCAGCCAUGAUCAAAGGACUUGGUGCUCCAUGGGUGACACCUGGAGAGAGGGACACCGCCUCAUGUGAUGGAGAGAGCAUCAAUAAGACGUUCCUUGAUUCAGAUGACCACAGCAGCCAAGGAGCGAGCAGCAGAGAGACAGUGUCCCCCAUCGUCCCCAAGUCAAAUGAAUGUGGCACUGUGGGGAAAAGGAGUAUGGAACCAGAAUCUUUUAAGUGUCACCAAACUGUACAGACAAACAUUGAAAAACCACAAGACUGCGAUGAAUAUUACUUCAUGAACCUUGUGAAAAUGUUUAAAAAGUUGUCCCCACAGAAAAAGGCAGAGGUCAGGAUGAAAAUCGAGAGACUUCUCUUUGAAGCUGAGUUUGAGUAGAAAAGGCUGUACAUGCACAAACGAAAGUGCUUUUUUGUUCACUGUGUUACUGGGAAGUUAUGAGAAGCAGAGUGUCCGUAUCUUGGCUUUAUUUGUAUUCUGACUGUAUAUUUGUGUCAGCCCAUUGCUGACUGCUGCUACUGUCCACGUUUCCUAUACUCAAAAUACCAGCAACCACAGGAAGAAUUCAGUAUUUCCUUUUAAUGCAGCACUAAUCUGUGCUGAAACAUCCAUCAUGUUUUAGAGUAGUUAUAAAUGAGAAUGCCGAUUGUUUCCUCAAAAUAGACAGAGACUUUAUGUUAAAGACUUAUACUUUUGAUACAAGACAGAAAGAUGUACUGUAUGAUUAAUAAAGAAUAACCGAAGAUUUAUGCAGUGAAGACUGCUCAGCCUACCUCAGAUAGAUGCACAUAUGGAGAAAUGGUCUCAGAGCUGGACAACACUAAGCCAAGGUUUAAUACUACUAUUUAAGGUUUAAUACUACUGUUUGUUAAACCUAUGUUAUGAGUUGUUUUUUUAUAAUUUUUUUAUUCAAAUAAAGCACCUGAAUGUAGUGGCCUUCAACCAUGUUUUGAAUUUUCAGUACAGAUUUUUCUUUCAUAGCUGUGUUCACUGUGUGUGUGUGUGUAUGAGUUGUGUAUUGGGUGGUCAGUUUCUGUGUGGAGAGAGACAAUCUAAUGUACAAGGAUUUUAAUGAUUAGGAAAAGCAUUAAACAAAAAUAAGUUAUAUUUCCAGUAAUGUAAAAAAUAGAUCAACCAACACCUUCUGUUAUGUGUAAGUCACCUGAGGAACAUGGUUAUACAGUAGAAGUAUCAGUAACAAAAUAACCUCAACUCAAAAUCUACUUACUAGGUUUUUCUGAGUUUGAAUCACAGGUCAUGGCCUUCAUCAGAGAACAGACCUUCAAGUUCAUGUACAAAUGUCAUUUU